CCCCAAGAUCCAGAUACGAACCCAUGUUUAUCUUGAAAAAUCACGCAUGAUAUAUGUGACAAGACUGAAAAUAUUGACUUAUGCCUCCCAAGUUCACUGAAGCGCCCAAGAGAUUAUUCAUUUAUCGCCUCAUUUUCACUUGCCAUGGCAUCUGAGACCAAUCCAACGUUCCAAGUUGGUGAUCAUGAAGCUUUCAUGGAAUAUGCCCUCACCCAAGCCAAAAAGUCGCCGCCAGCUAGCAACAAAUUCUGCGUCGGAGCAGUACUUGUAGAUGCAGCCAAAGGAAGGGUCUUAUCGACAGGGUACUCGCUUGAAUAUCCGAGAGACUACAAAGGAGAUCCAGGUACCACACACGCAGAGCAAUGCUGUUUUAUCAAGAUCGCCGACGAGCACAACCUUCCCGAGGAACGCAUACAUGAAGUCCUUCCACCGGAUACUGUACUGUACACAACCAUGGAACCUUGCAAUGAAAGGCUGAGCGGCAACAUGACUUGCGCGACCAGAAUCUUGAGACUCAAUGGCGCUAUCAAGACUGUUUAUGUGGGCAUCAGGGAACCCGGAACAUUUAUUGCAAACAAUGAUGGGCAGGAAAGACUCGAGGCAAACGGUGUCAAGGUCGCGUAUCCUGUCGAACAUUGGCGCGACAGAAUCACGGAGAUCUCGAUGGCCGGACAUUGAAAGACUUCCAUUAGCUUAGCUUGGCUGUGCUAGGAUGAAGAAUAAGGCUGCCGGUGCACCGGAACGGCCCGCAUAAGCCGCUUGAUUUUGACAAAGUCUUUGCUACCUCCAUAAAUACAUAAAUGCAUGAUACAAAGAACUGCGGUCUCAUUGCAUCUUCUCACAGUACUCCUGCUUCAUACCUAGUGGACAUCCUAAUAAAUGACUGAUAAAAGCUAGGAG
Molecule: messenger RNA, 900 nt
Organism: Fusarium verticillioides 7600
Lineage: Eukaryota; Fungi; Ascomycota; Sordariomycetes; Hypocreales; Nectriaceae
Exons: 1
Coding region: 145-678 (177 amino acids)
Molecular function (GO): diaminohydroxyphosphoribosylaminopyrimidine deaminase activity
Source: RefSeq, a predicted model, not a curated record